AGGAUUUCUCAAAAGUAUUUUGUGAGGUAUAUUCAAAGAUAAUCAAAGAGAACAGGUGUACUACUACAAAUAAAAGAAAAACACUUCACCUGUAAAGUAUGCUUUGAAGUAGUUGACUAUUUUCUUCUAAAGCAAAUAUGAAGAACAUAAAGUAGCUGGAAUUCAAAUUUACUUGUUUUUAUCAGAUUCUGACAUUUUUUAUGAGAACUCUCUGUCUACCCAAUCAGAACAAUCCUCAAAUUCAUCAAAGACACUGAGUGAAACAGACGUAGACGAAGACAGAAGAGCACCGCGCACCAGGUUUUCAAUAAUCAGUCCAAGAACAAUGCUGAAGAAACUAGAAAAAAUAGAGAUCAGUGCUGUGCAACCUGAGAGUUUAUAUGAAAAUAUAGAAAAUUACGAUACGAAUCCUUAUGUUGUAUCUCGAGAGCUUUUGGAUGAGUUGUCUAAGAUCUCAGAUGAUUCAGACACCAUUGAUCCUGAAAUACAGGACAUGCUUAAAUCUCCACCUGCAGAAACAUCAAAUAAAAUAAAAAAUAAACUUAAGGAGUUGGAAGAUGUUACGCUUAACAUUGCCGUAACUGGGAUGACUGGAGCAGGCAAGUCAUCUCUUGUCAAUUCCCUGAGAGGCAUUGGAAAUGAUGAUUUCAGAGCAGCUCCCACGGGAACAGUUGAGACCACUUUGAAACCAAUAAUGUACCCACAUCCCAUUAUACCUAACGUUAAGAUCUGGGACCUGCCUGGAAUUGGUAGUCCAAAAUUUAAAGCAAAGAAGUACCUGAAAGAUGUUAAGUUUGCCACAUAUGAUUUCUUUCUUAUAGUGACCUCUGAAAGAUUCAAGGAAAAUGAUAUAGAGCUAGCCAAAGCCAUCCAAAAAUGUAAGAAGCGGUUUUAUUUCAUUCGCACUAAAAUUGACAACGACCUGCGGGCUGAGGGACACAAAAGAGGCUUUAUUGAGCAGAUGGUGCUCGACAGAAUUCGAGAAGAUUGUGAAAAAAACCUGCAGAAAGUCGGAAAACCCAAAGUAUUUUUAAUAUCCUCAUUUCAACUGGAAAAAUUUGACUUUCAGAGGUUGGUCGACACUCUUGAGAAGGAACUUCCUAAAAACAAAAGAUUAAUUCUCAUUCAGUCUCUGCCAGUUCACUCUAUAGAAGCAUUGAUUAAAAAGAAAACUUAUUUCAAGAAAAGGAUUUGGCUCAAUGCAUUUGCGGCAGGUGUCGGGGCAAUUCCUCCCAUUCCAGGAUUGUCUGUGAUCUGUGACUAUGGCAUUAUGAAAAACUUCUUCAAACAAGUAUUUACAGGAUUUAGCUUAUCAGAUGAUGCACUGGAGUCCCUUUCAGAAAGGGUCAACCAACCAGUGAACGUUCUUAAAGCAGCCAAGACGUCACGUUUCAAAGAUGGAGUCAGUGAUGCCAUUUUGAUGGACAUGUUAUCUAAACCACACAUUGCUGUGGCAAAGACAAUCGGGACAGUAAUGGCUCUUCUGCCAGGGGGAGCGUUCCCAGCAGCAGGCAUUGCUGUUGCCAGUGUGCACUACCUGCUGAAUUUGGGACUAAAUGAAAUGGCAGAGGACACUAAAAAUGUUCUUAUUGCGGCAAAACUUGCUCACCAAGAGGAUCCUAGCAAUCUGGAACAUGCAGAUGCUGUCCUGGAGCCGGUGCAGAAGGUCCUUAACAAUCUGGAACAUGCUGUGAUCUGCUUAGUCUCUCUGGACACACAGGCCAGAAACUCAGAACUUGUUUCUUGGACCGGGCCGGAGACUCAGAACUGGGAUGCUCUGUUUCAGUCUCUCAUGACAGGGCCGGAGACUCAGAACAAAGAAUGUAUGAGAGUGAAUGGGGUUUGGAUGGAGGAUAAGAAAAAAUGCUGUGGACCAAUCAAAACGUCCUCUUCUUCUCAGUUUUGUGAAAAAUCUGGUAUAAUGGUCGAUUUUUCUGCUUCCAUGGAUCUCUCUAAAGCUUUGCAGACAAUAGGAGAACAAGACCCAAGUGAAGCUGCUACAAAGGCUAAAGAACAACUUGAUGCUCUUGAAAAUGUGGUUCUGAACAUUGCUGUGACUGGAGAAACAGGAACAGGCAAGUCUGCUUUCAUUAAUGCUUUUCGAGGUCUGAGUGAUGAUGAAGAUAUGUCUGCACCUACUGGAAUCACAGAAACCACAAAUGAUGUUACCAUGUACACCCAUCCCACAAAGUCAAAUGUGAAACUCUGGGACUUGCCGGGGAUUGGUGUGCCAAACCUCAAGGCAGACCAAUAUCUCAAUGAAGUCAAAUUUGAGAUUUAUGACUUAUUUAUUAUCAUUUCGUCCACAAGGUUUAAGGAAAAUGAUGUCUUUUUAGCCAAGGAGAUUAAAAAAAAGCAGAAGCACUUUUAUUUUGUCCGAAGCAAGAUUGACAAUGACAUUCACUCUGCGUCACACCGCAGAAACUUCAAUGAGGAUCAGGUGCUUUGCACAAUCAGAGAAAACUGCUGCAAAAACUUGAAGGAUGUUGGAAACCCAGAGGUCUUCUUAAUAUCCUCUUAUGACCUGGAGAAAUAUGACUUCCAAAAGCUGGUAGAUACCAUAGAGUCAGAGCUUUCAGAACAUAAGAGAUUUGCUCUUGUUCAGUGUGUGCCAGUUUGUUCACUCGCUAUGCUAGAGAAGAAGAAAAAAAUGAUGGAGAAGUAUGUGAUGGUUGCAGCAUUGGCCUCGGGCCUGGGUGGCCUUAUCCAUUCUUCACUGUAUAUGACUUUUGGCACUAAAGGACUUGCAGCUUUUCUCAGCAGUUGCCAUUACGCAUUUGGGUUGGAUGAGGAAUCACUCAUGAAGCUUUCAGAGAAAGUAAACAAACCUGUCUCACUGUUAAAAUCAAGAAUAAAGUCUCCCUUUGUUUUAGCACUGAGAGAUAGAUUGAGUGUUAUGCCUCAUCUCUCUAUGACAAAUCCAGUUACUAGCUUUGAGGACUUGCUUGAUCCUAGAUUUAUUUUGAAAAGGAGUCAAAAUGCUUAUCUGGCAUUUAACAAAACAUAUGCUGUCCUAAAUGAUGCUCUAAAUGAAAUGAUAGAAGAUAUGACGGAAGUUCUCAGAGUGGCAGGUUUGGAAUAGUAAAUGCAAACUGGUACGACAAAGAGAUGGACUACAGGUAUUAUUAUUUAGAAAGUAAGAACAAAAAAAUAUUCCACUCAAGGUCACAACAAACACUGAAUAAAAUGUAAAAAAUGGUUUUAAUCAGAAAGUUAUAGUGUUAUACACUAUUCAUAUACUAAUAUAAUGUUUAGUAUUGUGCUUCAUAUCUUACCUGUUUGUUACAUGUAAUGUAAUAAAUAAUGUAUGUUAAUACAAUUUGAUAACAUCUGCAUCUCUGUACUGUUUAAAGGUAUUUGGGAAUUAGCCUAUGUUGCUGGUUUGUGCAAGAAUUUUCUAAUUUUAUAGUUCAAUUAUUUAAUGGUAAAGUGGUUAAAUUGUCGCUGUACUGUAUUGACUUUUUAACGUUUUAAAAUGCACACAGUGGCUUCAGGCAACGACACUCUUCACAUUAACAUCUACUGAAUUUGUUUCUGUAUUCUGUAGAUUUUGUCUUUGUUUAUGUGGUAAAUUAUAUUAAUAAAUGAAGAGCUUAGACACAAAACCUGCUAAUGGUUUUUAAUGGUUUGAGAGCAGUAUUUGAUGAAC
Messenger RNA from Paramisgurnus dabryanus, 3649 nucleotides. RefSeq lists its product as uncharacterized. Gene Ontology annotation, cellular component: membrane. The record is from RefSeq and is a predicted model, not a curated record. Lineage: Eukaryota; Metazoa; Chordata; Actinopteri; Cypriniformes; Cobitidae. Gene Ontology annotation, molecular function: GTP binding.